UAUCUGGGCGUUGUGGGCAGAUUGGGGGCGGGUUCACGCCCAAUUGGGCGUGUUUUUGUCGUCGAACAAUUUUCGAGUUUCUUACGCAGUUUCAAACAAAAACCCCAGAAAUGCUGCCGGGCUGAUGGGUUGGGGCUAUCUUUGGGCUCAGCGGUUGGUGGCGUUUGGGCUACAGGAGGACGCCUUGUAAUCCUCUGGGGGCCGAGGCGGCAAAAUGGCGGCGGCUCAACAACAGCAGCAGCAGCAACAACAACAGCAGCAGCAGCCGCCGGGCCUGAGCCCCGAGCAGACGCGGGUGGUGUUGGCCGAGGUGAUCAAGGCCUUCGGCUGCCCGGAGAACGCGGCGCGGCUGGAGGAGGCGCGGGACAACGCGUGUAACGACAUGGGGAAGAUGCUGCAGUUCGUGCUGCCCGUGGCCACCCAGAUCCAGCAGGAGGUCAUCAAGGCGUACGGCUUCAGCAGCGACGGCGAGGGCGUGCUCAGGUUCGCCCGCAUCAUCAAGGCCUACGAGACCCAGGACCCCGAGAUCGCCGCCAUGUCCGGGAAGCUCAGGUCUCUCUUUCUGCCGCCCAUGACGGCGCCUCCCCACAGCUCGAGCAUCUCAGCCUCCUGACCCCACCCCCCAUCCCACCCGGUCCGGCCCUGCACUGGGAGAGGGACAAGGACCAGAGAGAGAGAGACAACCAAGGACCUGAGGAUAUUGAACACUGGCUGAACCUCUUUCUCCCCCCCCACCAGGGUCAGAUAAGCUCUGAAUUGACAUGAUCCACCCCAAUGCCUCUGGCCACCCGCUGCCUCCCCACCAUCUCCUCCUCCUCCUCCAACUCCAACUCCAAUUCCAUUGCCAACUUCAACGUCUUGCAUCUUCUGCCCGGCUUCUGCGCCUCGCCCUCACCCGCCAAGCUCUGCCCCGUUACUACACGUUGCAUUCCAAGCUGUUGGUUGGUUGGGGUGAUGGGCCGGGGGUGACCUUUUUGAGUGAGAUUGGGGCGGUUUUGUGGUCUGGUAGAAGUAGACAUGUGUUGUGUACGCCAGAAAUGCUGGAACCUGUAUAAAUAAACCUCUAUUUCAGAACUAA
This is a messenger RNA of Callorhinchus milii (elephant shark), 1078 nucleotides long. RefSeq names its product gene rich cluster, C10 gene (gene grcc10). The transcript has a single exon. The coding region runs from base 215 to 613 and encodes 132 amino acids. The record is from RefSeq and is a predicted model, not a curated record. Lineage: Eukaryota; Metazoa; Chordata; Chondrichthyes; Chimaeriformes; Callorhinchidae. Gene Ontology annotation, biological process: post-embryonic development.